Molecule: messenger RNA, 1068 nt
Organism: Symbiodinium necroappetens
Lineage: Eukaryota; Dinophyceae; Suessiales; Symbiodiniaceae
Source: the annotation of a GenBank genome assembly
AUGACAGCGCCCACGCUUCGAAGGGCGCUACCCGACUACUAUGCAGCACUUGAGAUACAUGAGGAUGCUGAUGAGGCAACCAUCAAGAAAGCAUACCGCCGCCUAGUGCUUCAAUGGCAUCCAGAUCGAAACCCUGCCGACCGUGAGACCGCAGAGGAAAAGAUUCGGUUGCUGAACACGGCCUACGAGAUCGUGACAAAUCCAAUCAAGCGCGAGACCUACGACUUGCAGCGUGCAGCUUCAAGCAGGAAACGAAAGGCUCAAGCAAAGCCAAGAUCGGCUCCAAGGGUGGAGAUACCCAAAGAAUUCAUGAUGCAGCCUGUCGGCCAUCCUGAGAGCUUCAUCCGAGGUCUGGGCCGCCGAGUUGUCGUUCACUCCAGAGGAGACGCACCGGAUGCGGACUUCAAGACGUUCUUCACCGGAACCAAGCUCGCACUGUGGUGGCUGCCCGAGGUGAACAACAUGUGUCGAAUACGUGGGCUUGGGUCCAAAGCACGUGGCGACAAGAGAGGGGCUGCUGCCGGUCGGGCUGGUGGCCUCAACAUCGCGUUCGACCCGCAAAAGGCCAAAACUGCGGGUGCGGCCGGCAGCGAAGUUCGCCUUGCGCCCGCAAACAAGGGGCAGAAGGUCGAUAGCGUCAAUUUUGUCACCAAGGCCAGUCCAAUAUGCGAGGGCGCGCUUCGCUUUGAAACGGCAAGCCAGCGGGGGCAUUACCUGGCAUACUUCCCCCCAACAUUUCUAAGGGUAGUUCCCUUCCUGGAAGAAGCUGAGGAUCGGGUGCUCGACUUCAUUUUCGUCGACUUUCAAUCCAUGUUCAAGUUCAUCAACCUCGAUGAGGUUUUAGAGCCCGUUUUUAGUGCGGAAGAGCCCGGUGCCUGGAUCGACCUUUCCAAGCUGCAGGAGGACGAAGCUGUCAAGAGCCAUUUCAAAGAGGUGAUGGGAAAGCCUGUCUGGGAUGCGGAGGAUUUCCAGGCCUAUUUCGAGGGUCACUGGUCCACCUUUGAGUACAAGCCCCAGGAGAAGCUGGUACGACUCAGGCCUUGGAAUUCAGGGGCAUUCAGGGGCUAG